Aspergillus welwitschiae is the source of this 195-nucleotide messenger RNA. RefSeq lists its product as uncharacterized. NCBI's taxonomy places the organism in Eukaryota, Fungi, Ascomycota, Eurotiomycetes, Eurotiales, Aspergillaceae. The record is from RefSeq and is a predicted model, not a curated record. The transcript is spliced from 2 exons. The coding region runs from base 1 to 195 and encodes 64 amino acids.
AUGUGGAGCCCGGGAAUCACUCUGGCGCAGGUGCAUUCUUCUCUCAUCGAGGGUGUCUCUCUUCUGCCUAUUGUGACAAUAAGACGUGGGCCUGAUGAAAAAAGCCGAUACAAAAUAAUGGGGAACAUUGUUCGUUCAGAAGGACGGGAAGACGAGAAGCUUCCCAAGGUGAAAUUUGGGCGGUUUCUAUUCUAG